CUGCGGACCGGAUCGCAUCGGAGUGGACCGGAUCGAACCGGACCGGACCGGCCGGAAGAUGAGUCAGCAGGGCGCCGCCCUGCAGGGCUACAACAACGAGCUGGUCAAGUGCAUCGAGGAGCUGUGCGUCAAGCGGGAGGAGCUGAGCCGGCAGAUCCAGAAGGAGGAGGAGGAGAAGCGGAGGCUGCAGGGCGAGGUCCGGCUGCUGACCGAUAAGCUGGCGCGGGUCAACGAGAGCCUGGCCACCAAGAUGGCCUCCCGCAACGAGUUCGACCGGACCAUCGCCGAGACCGAGGCCGCUUACCUCAAGAUCCUGGAGAGUUCACAGACCCUGCUGCACGUCCUGAAGAGAGAAGCGGGAAACCUGACCAAAGGCACCGACACCAAGCCCAGCUGAACCCCGGGGCCGGCGGGGCGGGGAGGGCCCCGUUCCCCGGACCCGUUGGCUUAAUAAAGUGUGUUCGGCACCGCGGCUCUUCCCUUCUGUGGCCCCCUCGGGCAGGCCGGGGACCCCCGCCCCCGGAGACCCCCUCGCGGGGGGCGGCGGGGGGCCCCGGCUCCGGCCCCGGACCGGGGAAGGGACAACAGAGCGACACUCCCCCCCGGCCCGGGGUCCCCGACCUCAUCCCGCUUCCCCCAUCCUCCCCCAGGCACUGGUUUUCCGGGUCCCCCCCCGGACCCCCCCCUCCGCCUUUCGGGGUGGCCGGGAGUCGGGAGCCGCAACUUCCCGGCUCGCGGCCCUCGUCCCGGACCCGAAACCCUACCUGCCCGUUUUUACGUUGGAAUAAAAACCUGUGAAAAAGU
Molecule: messenger RNA, 804 nt
Organism: Tachyglossus aculeatus (Australian echidna)
Lineage: Eukaryota; Metazoa; Chordata; Mammalia; Monotremata; Tachyglossidae
Gene: SSNA1
Product: SS nuclear autoantigen 1
Exons: 3
Coding region: 59-397 (112 amino acids)
Cellular component (GO): centrosome; ciliary basal body
Source: RefSeq, a predicted model, not a curated record